Molecule: messenger RNA, 4030 nt
Organism: Poeciliopsis prolifica (blackstripe livebearer)
Lineage: Eukaryota; Metazoa; Chordata; Actinopteri; Cyprinodontiformes; Poeciliidae
Gene: ankrd6b
Product: ankyrin repeat domain 6b
Exons: 16
Coding region: 589-2817 (742 amino acids)
Molecular function (GO): protein binding
Source: RefSeq, a predicted model, not a curated record
GGAGGACAUGAUGUGGCAGGUUAAGAUAGGUUAUAGUAGCCUAUAGUAACUUAUAGUAGCCUAUGGUAGCCUCCCCUCUCCUCGCCUCCUCGUGCGGGCAGCGGGAACAGCUCUGUGGCAGCGGGAACAGCUCUGUGGCACUAUCUGGCAGCGGGAACAGUUCUCUGGCAGAGGGAACAGCUCUCUGGCAGCGGGAACAACUCUCUGGCAGCGGGAACAGCUCUCUGGCAGCGGGAACAACUCUCUGGCAGCGGGAACAACUCUCUGGCAGCGGGAACAGCUCUCUCUGGCAGCGGGAACAGCUCUCUGGCAGCGGGAACAGCUCUCUGGCAGCGGGAACAGCUCUCUGUGCUGCUCGGUUGGAACCUGGACUCUCUGCCUGUUCGCUGAGACUAGGUGUAUGAUGGCGUGCCGUCCUGGCCGAGUGGGUGACUUCUAGCAACAGAAAUUCAGUGACACUGGCAGCCCCCCAGCAGGCCAUGCUGUAGCCCUUGGAUUAACAAGAUUAACAAGCAGCUUCACCUUCUCAACAUUUCUCAGCAUCUGGAACUCUAUGUUCAAAGACAGCCGUGUCACUCGCCCUGCUUCAUGAGCCAGCAGGAUGCAGCUGAGGUCCUCGCACUUUCCGAGCGCCUCCUCAUAGCUUCACACAAGGGACAAGCCGACAAUGUGGUUCAGCUUAUCAACAAAGGUGCAAAAGUAGCCGUCACCAAGUACGGCAGAAGCCCCCUACACCUGGCUGCCCAGAAAGGUCACCUUGAGGUUGUGCGGAUCCUUCUGAAAGCUGGAUGCGAUCUGGACAUUCAGGAUGAUGGGGAGCAGACAGCCUUACACCGUGCUGCCAUGGUGGGAAACACUGACAUUAUCAGCGCACUCAUCCAGGAAGGGUGUGCACUGGAGAGACAGGAUAAGGAUGGCAACACCGCUCUUCACGAGGUUUCCUGGCAUGGAUUCAGUCAGUGUGUGAAACUGCUGGUGAAGUCUGGAGCCAACGUUCAUGCCAAAAAUAAGGCUGGGAACACAGCUCUCCACCUGGCCUGUCAGAAUGGUCACACCCAGAGCUCCAAGGUUCUGCUGCUCGGUGGAUCCCGACCUGACAGCCAAAACCAUGCAGGCGACACCUGUCUGCAUGUGGCAGCUCGCUACAAUCAUGUGGCCAUGCUGCGCAUCCUGCUGGGAGCCUUUUGUUCCGUGUCAGAGAAGAACACGGUUGGAGACACACCACUCCAUGUGGCAGCUGCCCUGAACCACAAGAAGACUGUUCGUCUGUUACUGGAGGCUGGAGCCGACAGUCACAUUCAAAACAAUGCAGGCCAGACUGCUUUGGACCAGUCCAGAGAUCACAACAACCCAGAGGUGGCUCUGCUUCUAACCAAGGCUCCCCAGGUACAGAGCUUCAUGCGCGGCAGGACUGUGAGAAAGAGGAGAGAGAAGCUGAAAGCAGAGCGCCGAGCGCGGUCUGUGCCCAGAGAUGAUCUGCUGAGCUGUAAUGACAGUGCAUCUGCUGCAGACGGCACCCAGAGCAGCGACCCAGCAGCUCCACUGGCAGAGGGAAGCAGCAGACAACAGAAGGCCAGGAAGCAGAAAGAAAAGCCAUCUUUGUCCGAAGCUCUCUGCAGCAGACAGAUCAGGAGGAAAAAGCAGACACAUGGAGCCUCCCCGUAUGGACCCGUUCCACCUCACAACUAUAAAGCUUAUCAACUCUACACACUCUACAGGGGCAAGGAUGGCAAGAUCAUGCAAGCUCCACUGAACGGCUGCCGCUGUGACCCACUGCUCAGUAAACUGGAGAACCAGCUGGAGGCCACCAAGGAGGAGAUGAAGACAGAGAUCCACGCCAUGGAAGACCUGGUCAACAAAAAGAUGGGUCAGCUGGACCGCAAGAGCAAACACCAGAUCCGAGCUCUGGAUAAGAUGACAGUGGAAAGAGUAUCUGCAGAGAAGAGCGAGUGUCUGCAGAGGAUGGAGCACUGGGCUCUGCAGGAGCGACUGGAAGCAGAGAAGAGACAGCAGACGUCUCUGGCAACUGAGCUGAAGAGCUGGUGUCUGUCCAAACUACAGAACAUGGAGGUCCGCUUCAUGGGAGACUCCGGCGCCAAGCUGCAGCGCUCCUCCUCUCUGGCUGACAAUCUGUGUGAAGCUGAUGGCGCCAGCAGCACCGUGCAGCCUGCUGAGCUGGGCUGUAGCUCCCCGCACUCACAGCCCAACCGGGCUGAAGCCAGUAAGGUGGAGGGCGGCUCGGCCAGCCACUACUUUGUGGUUCAUGUGGAGAACUCUCCAGAUGGUGAGAAGGAGCAGAAGACCGAGGCUGCAGCACCUUCGUCUGUCCAGGUGGUCCGGCCUAAGGAGCGCUCUGCAGACAAAAAACAGAACCUGCAGAGAGCGGGCUUGGACCCAAAGGCUGCUGGUAGACCGAGGCACAGAGCCAGCAGCCUGUCUCCGGCCACAGGGCGCCACCGCAGCAGCAGAGAUGCAGAGAGAGGCCGAGUCAGAGUCAGGCAGCGUGAAAAGCAUGGAGGCAGAAGGACCAGGUCAAGGGGAGACAUGGGGGUCCAGACGACAGAGCUUCUCAGAGACCCCUCUGGUGGGCCGACCUUUGCCCAGGAGAGGGACAACAUGCACGCUGUGGAGGUCACCCAGUACUUCUUCGAGGCCGUGUCCACCCAGAUGGAGCGCUGGUAUGAGAGGAAGGUGCAGGAAGCUCGCUUGCAGGCCGACCAGAGGGCUCAGGCCGACAAGGCCGCUCUGGUCCAGAGGAUCGCUAACCUGGAGGAGGAGCUCCGUGUUCUGAGGACAAGUCGCCAUCACGACUACUAACACGCCUCUUCAGAACAUUGUGGCCUUCCAGGGAGGGAAGAUGCCUGGAAUAUUCAGCACCUCCAUCCAUGUGACGCUGAUUGUUAUUGCAGACCUGAGCAAGUAAUUAAUGUGUUCAGACAUUCUUUUUUUAAAAUGACGUCCUUAUGCUCUUAGCAUGUUUGAAGAAGCACAGCAUCUUCUUCAUAUAGCAUUCAUAUAGCAAAUGGAUGCUAUAUGAAUCCAUAUCACUAGUGUUCACUAUGAUCACACCAUCAUGUGGGGACUCGCCUGCCUGCCUGCCUGCUGAAUUCAAACAGAUAAGCUAUGAUGUAUUUAGAACACUGAAUGUGGAAAAAACUGGUGGAUUUCCAGCACUUUGUGAGUUUUAUUAAAGCUGUAGAGUUAACACUCAGUUUGUUGAAGAUGAAAGAAGAAAUAUGUUUAAAAUGCCACUGAUGUAACUAAUCUGCUGUUUGCUGGAUGAGACAGGAAGGAAGGCCACAAAAAACACAUCAUGACAUUACUGAAACAGUAACAGCUUUUUUCUACUUAGGUGAAAUAUUAGACUAGAUAUUAGAUAGAGUAAAUUUAAGGUAAGCAUUUCAUUAGUUGGAAUUUUACAUGUUGUAAUAAUAUAUCAUCACUUAUAAUGUCAAGAAAAACAACACAGUGGAUCCUGUGUUCUACCCCAGGAGUAGAACAUUCAUCCUUUUUAAUCGAGUGCACACUCAGGGAAUCCAGGGGAAAUUCAUCAGAAAAAUCAUGGAUCUUUGUCUUUUUGUAAACAUUUUCUUUUAUAUGAGCUUGAUAUUCAGAAGAAGAAACAGUUCUGACAUUCCUGAGACUAGAAACAGCUAUUUUGUCCCUCAGGAUGUACUGAGAGCCGUACAUCCUGCAGUGGUCUCUGUCUGUAGUGGUCUCUGUCUGUAGUGGUCUCUGUCUACAGGGGUCUCUGUCUGCAGUUGUCUCUGUCUGCAGUGGUCUCUGUCUAUAGGGAUCUCUGUCUGCAGUGGUCUCUGUCUGCAGGGGUCUCUGUCUGCAGUGGUCUCUGUCUGCAGUGGUCUCUGUCUACAGGGGUCUCUGUCUGCAGUGGUCUCUGUCUGCAGUGGUCUCUGUCUAUAGGGAUCUCUGUCUGCAGUGGUCUCUGUCUGCAGUGGUCUCUGUCUACAGGGGUCUCUGUCUGCAGUGGUCUCUGUCUGCAGUGGUCUCUGUCUACAGGGGUCUCUGUCUG